Messenger RNA from Cornus florida, 1473 nucleotides. RefSeq names its product aluminum-activated malate transporter 2-like. The record is from RefSeq and is a predicted model, not a curated record. Gene Ontology annotation, biological process: malate transport. The transcript is spliced from 7 exons. Lineage: Eukaryota; Viridiplantae; Streptophyta; Magnoliopsida; Cornales; Cornaceae. Gene Ontology annotation, cellular component: plant-type vacuole membrane. The coding region runs from base 1 to 1473 and encodes 490 amino acids.
AUGGAGAUGGAGUCCGGAAGGCGUGGUGAUGAUCGGAAAGCGGGUGACGGUUGGUGGUGGGUGAAGGGUGUGCCAAAGAAGUUAAAAGAAAAGAUGGUUGAGGUUGCUAGGAAUACAAAGGAGGUGGGACAAGAUGAUCCCAGAAGAAUUAUUCAUUCUCUCAAAGUUGGACUAGCUCUCACCUUCGUUUCUUUAAUCUACUACUUUCACCCUCUUUACCAAAAUUUUGGUGUCUCUGCAAUGUGGGCUGUGCUCACUGUAGUGGUGGUUUUUGAAUUCUCUGUUGGUGCAACACUUGGAAAAGGCUUCAAUAGGGGAGUGGCAACACUGCUAGCUGGUGCUCUUGGUGUUGGAGCUCAUCACUUGGCUAGUCUAUCAGGAAAUAUUGCCCACCCCAUACUACUCGGGUUAUUCGUUUUCUUACAAGCUACAGCGGCAACGUUUGUUCGAUUCAUUCCUGAAGUGAAGGCCAAAUACGAUUACGGAUUAUUGGUAUUUAUAUUAACAUUCUGUAUGGUUUCUGUGUCUGGUCUCCGAAAUGAUGAAAUACUGGAUUUGGCCUACAAGAGGCUAUCCACAGUUUUCAUGGGUGCCUCUGCCUGUGUGAUUGUAUCCAUUCUAGUCUGUCCCGUUUGGGCUGGUGAAGAUCUUCACAACCUAGUAGCUCUCAACAUCGAAAGGCUUGGAAAUUUCCUAGAAGGAUUUGGAGAUGAAUACUUGAGAACAUCAGAGGAUGAAGAAUUGAAGGACGACAAGUCGUUUCUGCAAGCUUAUAGAAACGUUCUCAACUCGAAAUGCUCUGAAGAAACAUUGGCCAAUUUUGCUAGGUGGGAACCUGGUCACGGUCGGUUCAUGUAUCACCAUCCAUGGAAACAGUACCUGAUAAUUGGAACCCUCACACGCCAAUGUGCCUAUCGAAUUGAACUUCUUAGUGGCUACCUUAACGUCCCUGAGUCUCAAGCAGUGGCACCCCCAGAAAUCCGUGAAAAAAUUCAGGAUACAUGCACAAAAUUGAGCUUGGAGUCUGGCAAAGCACUAAAAGAGCUAGCAUUGGCAGUAAAAACAAUGACUCAUCCAUCCUCUGCCGAUCCUCAUGUUACUAACUCAAGAAACUCUGCCCAAAAUCUUGAAUUAUUGCUGAAAUCAGGCUUGUGGGAAGACACUGACCUCCUAAAGGUCAUACCGGUGGCCACAGUGGCGUCGCUGCUGAUUGAUGUUGUAAUCUGUGUGGAGAAAAUUGCUGAGUCCAUUCAUGAGCUUGCUUCCCUUGCACAUUUCAAGACCAUAGAUAUGACUGUGUCGCCGGAAAAUCCAAUGUCAGAUCAACUGAGAACUGCAAAAUCACAUACGGACACUGAUAGCCACCACCAUGUCAUUACAGUGGACAAUUCAGAUUCUGCUUUCAAGGAAAAUGGCAACCCUCAAUUUCCAGUGAGCAGUAGAUGUGGUUACCCAGGGACGAAUCAAUUGUAG